Conger conger (European conger) is the source of this 2426-nucleotide messenger RNA. RefSeq names its product abraxas 1, BRCA1 A complex subunit (gene abraxas1). NCBI's taxonomy places the organism in Eukaryota, Metazoa, Chordata, Actinopteri, Anguilliformes, Congridae. Gene Ontology annotation, biological process: mitotic spindle assembly; attachment of spindle microtubules to kinetochore; protein K63-linked deubiquitination. Gene Ontology annotation, cellular component: nucleus. Gene Ontology annotation, molecular function: microtubule binding; polyubiquitin modification-dependent protein binding. The transcript has 10 exons. The record is from RefSeq and is a predicted model, not a curated record. Bases 157 to 1365 code for a protein of 402 amino acids.
GAGCAUCUUCUUCUAAUGUGCUUUGCGCCCCCUGCCGUAAACCUUCCCAACUGCAACCUGGACAUGUAAACAUAGACUUCCCGGUCCCGCCUCGCAAGUCACGAAGUUCCGUAGAAUAAUCAACUGUCUUUCGCGGUUAGCUAUCAAGAAAGCAGCAUGGCGGAGCUCAAUACCAGUGUUUGUAUCUCAGGAUUUGUUCUUGGGUCAUUGAUGUUUCAGCACUUCAACAGUGACUCUGAUGCAGAAGGGUUUAUUCUUGGGGAGUGCAAAGCUGAAGAGACGAGCAAUAUCACCGACUCCCAGAUAGAUAAUAUUCAAUUCGAGCACUUAAUAAACAUUGAAAAACACAUUCCCUGUCUCAGACUUGGCAGUUUCUAUAAUAACAUUGGAGAGGUGAACCCGGAUGACAUACGGCGUAUUUUGUCCUCUUGUAAGGAGGACAGAGUGAUUGGUUGGUACAGACAACGGAGGAAUACAGAACAGCGAAUGACCUUCAGGGAACAGUUGGUUCAUCAGAACUUGAAGAAAGCAUUGUCCAAUCACGAGCUGGUCUUCCUGCUUCUGACACCAACCAAGGCCACGCCUUCUGGCUCCACACACCGCCUGGAGUACUCUGUGUAUAGGUCACAUGGAAGCCAGUACCAUAAUCUCCCAGUCCUGGUCAGUAACCUGGGAAUGUUGGAGCAGCAGGACUAUUGGCGGUUGUCUGUGCCCUGUUCCUCAUUGAGCUCCUGCCAGGCAGUGAAGAAACACAGGUCUAAGUUCUUCUGUAAGGAUGGGUCCCUGAGCGAGGUGAAUGAGAUCAACAAUAUGAAUGACACCCUGCAGACUGAACUUCAGGCCGCCUGUGUCAAGCUGGAGAAAAGCGAGCGCUCCAUCGAGACGUUGCUGGCAGACAUCUCUGCUCUCAGGACAGCAGUCAACGAGAAGAAGCAGAAGCAAGCCUGCGAAAAAGAUCAGCUUCGAGCUUCAAUCCCGCCGCAGAACGUGAUGCUGUGCGAGGCCAUGAGGACGCUUUUCCCACAAUCCCCUCUGCUGCAGACCCAGACUCUCACCCAGGGGGGCGCCCCGGCAGUGGAGUUCUGUUGCAGCGCCUGUCACGGGUUCGACAUCUCCUCGUCCCUGCCCCUGAUCGAGACCCACUGGGACGCCCAGGCGAGGAAGUGGAGGACGGGCAAGCAGGCAAGGAGCUGGGGGAAACGCGGCCUCGCAGAGGAAUUCCAGCAAACGAAGAGGAAGAGGAAGAGGAGGGGGGCCGACACGGAUAGCGAAGGACCGUUGAUGCUCAGCGGGUCAGAGACCGAGGAUGAGCUGCUAGCCUCUCAGAACGGGAACCAGGAAACGUCCAACUCUCCGGUGUUUUGAAGACCCCUAAUGCCAUUCUGCCUUGAUGUUUGACCUUUUGUUCGCUUAUUAAACUGAUCUACAGACUCACAAUUAACAGUGUAAAACUAGAUGUUGACUAGACUACCUUUUUAAUUUCAAGUUGUGUGCACGAUAAUCAAGGGUGGUUUUUAAAUGAAAAUGGCAGACCUUUAACAAAGCAGGACAAGCAAUGUCCUCAUUUGUUCCAGUGCUAAUCUAAACUCAGGUCAGGGAGACAGGUGUUAGUCCAGGCAGCUUUAUAUGGAAACAUUCCAGUCACAUUUGUACUGUACCCACCAAUGAUACAUGUGAACCCUGCAGCUGUAGCUUAUGAUGUCAAAAAUGUCAAGCCAAUUUAAAUAAUUAUGAGAAGUUGGCAUAAUACCCAGAAAUGGCAGCCCUUGCUGUGCACCUGUGAGAUGUGGAUUUUGACCUGAAGUCUGGCCUGCUUUAUGCUCAACAGUAAUCAGGUUUAGAUUGAUUUAAUUUUGUAUAAUCAAAGGUCUUGACCAAACUGGUAUACAAACAUCAAUGGCUGCACUCUCCUGAAUCAGUGGUUGUACUUCUAGCAAUGGGUGCUGAUGAAUAUGAUUGGGCCUAAGUAAUGGGGGGAAAUGCAUUUCUGAAAGAAAUUGUGUGUUUUCUCCCUGGUGUGUGUGCACAGUUAAAGAAAAAAGCUAAACUGUUUGGGUGACUUUGCAUAUUUAAGCAGAUUAUAUUCUUUAAUUAAAAUGGUCUUUCAAACAUUUGGCUUUCCAUAAUAUGUUAUGUUCAUAGACACCAUAAAGCAUGAUACAUCUUUAUUAACUUUAACCGGGCCAAUGACAUCCUUUUCAAUGACUGGAACCAGACGGCAAGCAAAUACUUUCAGAAGAUAUUUUGUACAAUUGAAAGUGGUUAUUUGCAGUAUUGCAGGUGGCAUUUCAUUGGCUGAGGCUACUCCGGGUGUCUGAUAUUGCAAAUGUUGGGGUCUCGUAGGAAGAUGGGGUCUUUCAAUGUCACCGACAUAAAACCUGUCAAGAAAAAAAUAAAUUCUCAGGAUUAUUAUUCUCACACCUACA